Molecule: messenger RNA, 4383 nt
Organism: Procambarus clarkii (red swamp crayfish)
Lineage: Eukaryota; Metazoa; Arthropoda; Malacostraca; Decapoda; Cambaridae
Source: RefSeq, a predicted model, not a curated record
AGCGCCUGGAGACUCAGUGUGUGUUCAACAGUGGUGAUGAUAGCCCGUCUCGUCAGUUCGCACACUCACCCCACCAGCAGCAGGUGGAGAGGUUUGAUCAGGAUGCCCCGCAAGCCCAGACUCCCUACACUAGCCGCCUACCUUCUCCUCCUGAGCCUUGGCCUCCUGCUGUAUGUGUCGGCCCGGGGCUCCGAGGACGACCUCGCCGAUGUCCGGGGCGCUGAGGUCGGCAGUCAGGGCGGGACCGGAGAAGAGCACUCCGUUAAGACCCGAAGCAUCAAGUCCAACAAGAGAAGAGGAAGGACCAAAUCACUACCAGCUAAUCCCCAUGAUUUCCACAUGAUGAUUAACAAUGCCAACAUAUGUGGGAGUGAGAGCACGGUGUGGCUGCUGGUGCUGGUGAGCUCGUCAGUGGGCAACUUCCACCGUCGGCGGGCCAUCCGGGACACGUGGGGUGGCGCCAACCCCCUCGCUGCCUCGCACGCCAAGCUGGCCUUCCUCCUGGCCAACCCCCAUGACACCCGCCUCCAGACUCAGGUGGUGGAGGAGUCGAGGACCUACGGCGACAUCCUGCAGGAGGACUUCGUGGACUCGUACAUGAACUUGACCCUCAAGUCUGUGAUGGGACUCAAGUGGGCGUCGACGUACUGCCAGCAGGCGCACUUUGUCAUGAAGACUGACGACGAUAUGUUUAUUAAUAUUCCCAAGCUCAUCACCUACCUCCAGGAAGCUAGAAGGUCCCGAUGGAUCACAGGAUGCAUCAAGCAGAAGAAGGCCUUCAGACCAGCGAACGCCCCCCCUGGGCUCCCGCUGCCCCCAGGACACCCCCCCUUCGUCGCUGGAGCAGGUUACGUCAUGUCUGGAGACGUGGUGCGGGACCUGUAUACCGCCUCCCUCAACACCCGCAUCUUUCCCGUCGAGGACGUGUACGUCACCGCCCAUCUGGCGCGCAGCGUGGGCGUCCACCCGCCCGUCCACGACACCCGCUUCACCUGUGGCGAGAUGGUUAAUGACGACUGUGAUCUCGUGCAGGUGUUCACGGGGCACAGGAUCACCCCGGAGAGGAUGUACCACAUAUGGGACAAGCUCAACCCCAAUGGGAUAACCAGCCCAUGUUUCGACUUCUGAUCGCGUCGCCUCACGCACCGUCUGGCGGAGUGCUUCAUCGAGGAUCGUUUCCCAGGCGUACCUUCACCUCUUGGGGGGGUUCAGUAUCAUCUUCGCCACAAGGGCUACGAUUCGUUAAACAUUUACGCAUCCAUCUGCGAAACCUGUAUAUCUUUCGAUAAUCAUUUUGACUUUGUUUACAUGUAUUAAAAACAGUUUACGAGCUUCGAAACAUGCCAAAGUUGACUAUUACUAUCAACACCCACCAUUUGGUUCGGGAGACAUCUCCCGUCACGCAGGGUGCAGUCGCGCCUCCACAGAUCUCCAGUAUCAUCUAUUGAUACUGGUAAUGGCUCAAAAGGGUCACCACUUACGGGCUAUUCAUGCCCGUGCCAACCUCUUGGGUGGCUUAAUCUUUAUCAAUCUUUGUGAACACCCUCGUGUGUUUCCGAGCUCAUAAGCUUUUCAAUAAAUGUAAACAAAGCCGCUAUGAGUGUUGAAAGAUGUGCAGGCUUUGUAAAUGAUCGUGUAAAUGCGUGAACAAUCGUGGCCCAGGCCUGCAGGUGACCAGUCACAGACUCACGUUAACAACCAAGGGAGACCCAGAAGGGGGGAUGGAGGAGCCUAGCGGCAAACGACACCAAUAAUAAAUACGGGCUCACCAUAGCCCGUGCUACUUGGAACUUUGUUCCGGGUAGCGAGUCUUUAACAACAACGGUACCAAUAUAAUACGAAUUUUCCCCAACGAGAAAUAAUGUAAAUGACCAGUGAAAAGCGCAAAGUCAGAUAGACUAUAUACAUCACUUGAAAGGGAUAUGAGGACGAUGAAAGGAACGAUACCCAACCGCUUGGGCAAUCGGGGAUCGAACCCCCAAACUGCAAGAAGACCGACGAGUCCAGGUACCAAACGAGAAGAAAAUUGUAAUUAUUCUUACGACAAGUAAACACACAAUUAUGUACUAAGUUAGGUGGACUGUAGACGUGAACGUGAAGCUUUCUUGUCAUACACUGUGAUCUGAAGUGCCUUGGCAAGCUUACUUCAUUAACAUAUCUUAUUAACCCGUGUGUGUGUGUGUGUGUGUGUGUGUGUGUGUGUGUGUGUGUGUGUGUGUGUGUGUGUGUAAUACACAUGAUACAAUAGCCCAAUUUUCUGUAUAUAAAGCUGUAGAGCAGGCAUGAAGUGACAAGUGUCUAGUGUUAAACCAGUUCUGACAAGUAAUGGUGUCACCAUGAGACCAGUGCUACAAAUAAUAUUUACCUCAGUGGCUCCCUGACAAGGUUAUAUAUAUAUAUAUAUAUAUAUAUAUAUAUAUACAUACUAAAAUUUACUUUUAAUGUUACAUAGGGUGUGGCAAGCACUGGCGAGCCAGAUGUGAUCAUUUUAUUAGCUUCUGUCAACAUUGUAAAUGCAUGACGUUAGGGCAAGUCAGAUGGGUCAGCAUGAAUGCACGAACACACAAGAAUCGGGAGGAUUUAACAGUUAAAUUUGUGUUCAAUAGCAGUGUUACAUUUUGCGUUUCUGUCUUAUCUGUCUGCUUGUCUCUGUCUUUUUCCCUUUUAGGUCUGGUUUAGACGGGUUCACAGACACACACCUGUCACUGAAGGGUCCAGCGCCUGGGUAUACAACUACAACUUUCCACCCGUCUAUGCCACGCCCCUCCACCCGUCUAAACCACGCCCCCUCCACCCGUCUAAACCACGCCCCCUCCACCCGUCUAAACCACGCCCCCUCCACCCGUCUAUACCACGCCCCCUCCACCCGUCUAAACCACGCCCCCUCCACCCGUCUAAACCACGCCCCCUCCACCCGUCUAUACCACGCCCCCUCCACCCGUCUAUACCACGCCCCUCCACCCGUCUAAACCACGGCCCCUCUACCCGUCUAUACCACGCCCCUCCACCCGUCUAAACCACGGCCCCUCUACCCGUCUAUACCACGCCCCUCCACCCGUCUAAACCACGCCCCCUCCACCCGUCUAUACCACGCCCCCUCCACCCGUCUAUACCACGCCCCCUCCACCCGUCUAAACCACGCCCUUCCACCCGUCUAAACCACGGCCCCUCUACCCGUCUAUACCACGCCCCUCCACCCGUCUAAACCACGGCCCCUCUACCCGUCUAUACCACGCCCCUCCACCCGUCUAUACCACGCCCCUCCACCCGUCUAAACCACGCCCUUCCACCCGUCUAAACCACGGCCCCUCUACCCGUCUAAACCACGCCCCCUCCACCCGUCUAUACCACGCCCCCUCCACCCGUCUAAACCACGCCCCCUCUACCCGUCUAAACCACGCCCCUCCACCCGUCUAAACCACGCCCCCUCCACCCGUCUAAACCACGCCCCUCUACCCGUCUAAACCACGCCCCUCCACCCGUCUAAACCACGCCCCCUCCACCGUCUAUACCACGCCCCCUCCACCCGUCUAAACCACGCCCCCUCCACCCGUCUAAACCACGCCCCCUCCACCCGUCUAUACCACGCCCCCUCCACCCGUCUAAACCACGCCCCUCCACCCGUCUAAACCACGCCCCCUCCACCCGUCUAAACCACGCCCCCUCCACCCGUCUAUACCACGCCCCCUCCACCCGUCUAUACCACGCCCCCUCCACCCGUCUAAACCACGCCUUCCACCCGUCUAAACCACGGCCCCUCUACCCGUCUAUACCACGCCCCUCCACCCGUCUAAACCACGGCCCCUCUACCCGUCUAUACCACGCCCCUCCACCCGUCUAAACCACGCCCCCUCCACCCGUCUAAACCACGCCAUUUCCACCCGUCUAAACCACGCCCACUCCACCCGUCUAAACCACGCCCUCUCCACCCGUCUAUACCACGCCCCUCCACCUGUCUAAACCACGCCCCCUCCACCCGUCUAAACCACGCCCCCUCCACCCGUCUAUACCACGCCCCCUCCCCCUCUCACCAGCUGGCUAGUGCCUCUACCCCACACCACCUGCCAGCCAGCUGACACAACAAUAACAAGCCUGUCUCAUCAACUCUCAAUCACCACUCAACAAUUAACCCAUAAAUGAAUAUUAGUUUAUCAUCAGCCCAACUCUAGUCAGAGAUCAUUCCCACAUUUCAUCAUUGAAAAUCGCCAGUCUUCUGACUAAAAUAACUCUGUGGAUAUCGUUAAGUAAUCUGUGGAUAUCGUUAAGUACUCUGUGGAUAUCGUUAAGUAAUGUCAUUUGUACUUCGUUCAUUAUUUUGUAUUUUCAUAUUGACUACACGUGUGAAUUAUAAUGUGAUUAUAAUAAUAUAUUUUAUGACUGAUA